Sphaeramia orbicularis (orbiculate cardinalfish) is the source of this 8092-nucleotide messenger RNA. RefSeq names its product ninein (GSK3B interacting protein) (gene nin). Gene Ontology annotation, cellular component: centriole; mitotic spindle pole; pericentriolar material. Lineage: Eukaryota; Metazoa; Chordata; Actinopteri; Kurtiformes; Apogonidae. The transcript has 29 exons. Gene Ontology annotation, molecular function: calcium ion binding. The record is from RefSeq and is a predicted model, not a curated record. Gene Ontology annotation, biological process: centrosome localization; microtubule anchoring at centrosome; centrosome-templated microtubule nucleation. The coding region runs from base 40 to 6852 and encodes 2270 amino acids.
CACACAGCAGUGGUGUGUUGGGCUCAGUGUCUCAGAUGAAUGUACUGUCAGGAGCACUUGCUGGUCACAUACAUGUUAGGCAGGCUGCUGUCCUGCGGGAUGGGUGACGCCCCAGAGCAGGAUCACUAUGUGGAGCAGUUAAAAGAAGUGUUUAACAGUUUCGACACCAGCGGCUGUGGGUCUCUGAGCUCAGAGGAGCUGGCUGAGCUCUGCCGAUCACUGCACCUAGAUGACACCACGCCAGCUCUGAUCAGCGCUCUGCAGCAGAACCAGGACUUGGACCAGGACUGCCGCACCGCCAGGGUUGACUUUGACCAGUUCAAAAAUGCACUAAUUCUCGUGUUGUCGUCAAAAAUUGAGACACCUCAACCUGAAUUGGAGACUCUACCUAAGCCAGAACAUUUCACAGAGUCUCCUGAGAUCCAACCAAAGUUUGUGAAGGGUAGUAAACGUUACGGCCGCCGCUCCACACCAGAGUUCUUUGAGCCUAUCUUUGACUCAACUGAAGCCACCAUUUCCAACGCAACGCACCAACGGGAUCUGGAAGACAGUGAUGACUCAGCUGUUCCUCGGAAGCGUGAGCGUUGGAACGCUCGUGAAACAAGCUCAGAGGAGUAUGAAGCAGACGGUCAGAUGCAUCUGUGGAAUCCUGAUGAACCAAGUACACCUCGUGGAUCCAUCCUUUCUUUAUCGAGCCGUUUGGAGGAGAGGUUGCAUGAGGCGUGUGAUAACCUGGCACUGCCGUGGGAGGGAUGUGCCCGUCACACCGACCUCCUCACUGUCUGUGAACAUCUGGGUUUAGAGAUAAAUGGUGAGGUGCUGCAGAGCCUAAGAACUGAUGGAAUGAUGAGUGUUCAGGAGUUUGUGUCCAGGAUUGUAAACAACACCCCCCCCACCCCAUCCGCCUCAACUCCAUACAGACAACUGAAGCGACUCCACUCCACACAGCCAUUUGACGAGGGGGGCCGUAGGAUCGCCACCCCCUCCGCCCUGACCAGCACCAUUGGUAUGCGUUUGUUCUCCACCCUUGAUGAUGGCACUGGUUACACUGCAGUUGAAUGUGUCCUGGAUGCCUGGAUGGAAGAGGGAAUAGAGAACAGUGCUGACAUCCUGCAGAUGUUGAAUUUCAGCCUGGAUGGGAAGCUGAGUCUUGGUGACCUCACAAUGGCUCUUGAAAAUGAGCUGCUAGUUACGAAGAAUGGGAUUCACCAAGCAGCAGUGGCCAGCUUCAAGGCCGAGAUCAGAUAUCUGCUAGAGUGUGUAGACAAAGAGCUCAGGGAAAAAGAAAAAAUCCAGUCUGACCUGGAAAAAGCAGAGAAACUGAAAAGUCAGUUUGCUACUGAAGUGGAUGAGCAUCACUCUGCAAUUGAACACAUGUAUAACCUUAACCUCAGGAAGCUUGAGCAGGACCACAAAGAGAAGCUGGCACUGGUCCGAUCUGAGCUGAUGAAGGAGAUGGACCACAUCCAGCAGCAGGCUAGCCUGCAGCGAGAGGAACUGGAGGCAGAAGUCAAAAGGAUCAGAGACGAUGAGUCCUUUCUCAGAGAUCACCUCUCCAUCUCUGUUAAGGAAAACAGACGUCUUGAGAUGGAGGUAUUGGACAGCACUGAAAAACUAGUGGAGGCUCAAAGCCAAAUUACAAAACUACAGACAAACCUGGACAACAUUAUGAAGGAAAAGUUUGGAGAUCUGGACCCUGGCAGUGCAGAUUUGUUCUUGCAGGAGGAACGCAUUAAACAACUACGCAGCAGCUAUGAAGCUCAGUGCAGGGAUCUGCAGGAUCGUAUUGAUGAGCUGCAGUCAGAGCUGCAGGAGUUUCAUAGUCUUGGUCGCGUUCACCAGCCCAGCCACAAACCCCUCUCUGAAGAACUGGAGAGUAAAAGCCCUGGCAUGGAGUCAGACCCAGGUAUUGGCUCAGAGGAGGUUCAGCCAUUCAGCCUGAGCCUCGAGGCAGAGAUGAUGCUGGAGCAGCUGAAGCAGCAACACCUUCAGGAAAUGGAGGAUCUGAGAAACCAGCUGGAAAGCAAGAUACGUGAAUUUGAUAAGAUGGUAGAAAAGCGCCAUGAGACAUCCUAUGAGCACCAGAAGGCCACCUUAGCCCUUCAGUACCAGCAGGAGGUCCAGGCCUUGAGGGAAGAGAAGACCAGCAUUCAGAGCCAUGCAGAGGAUCUCCAGAGACGACUGGAGCAGGCAAUGCUGGAGCGAUCCCAUCUGGAGAAAAAGCAGGCCAAGGAGAGGGAAGAACUGGAGAAUCUGCAGGAGGAAGAAGUUCAGACUCUGAGGCAGCAGCUGCUGGAGGCUCACGCCAAAACCGCAGACCUGGACGAACACCUGAAGACUCUGGAAGCUCAGCAAGAAGAGGCAAAUCAAAACUAUGCCACUGAGAUGGAGGAACUGAAAAAACAGCACAGCACAGAGAUGAAGAAACUAGAGGAGAAGCAUAAGGAGGAGUUGGAGGCCAGAAUUGAAGAAGAAAGAAAGAAUUUACAGGAUGACAAAAAUGAGUGGGAAAAGAGGUUGUUGCAUGAUACUGAAAGAGAAAAGGAAGUGUUGCAACAGAAGUAUGAGGACCAAUUGAGAGCCAGGAUUGAUGAGGUGAAGCUGAAGUUUGAGGAGGAGCGAGCAGAGACUGUGAAGAGUUUGACGGAGCAGUGGCAGAAAGAGAGAGCUGAGCUGGACGAGCGGAACAGCGAGGCUCUGCAGGCGCUGCUGGAGGAAGAGAUGCUGAGACUGGUCCAAGAACACGAGCACAAGGAGAGCAAGAUGAAAAGCCAGUGGGCGAAUGAACGAGCCCGACUCCAGGAGCAACAGGAGGAGGCGCUGCUCGAAAGAAUCCUCCAGCAGGAGGCGCAGUUGGAACAGAGGGAGCAGAAACUGAAGGAGGAAUGGGAGAGAGAGAAGCUGCAGCUGGAGGAAGACUAUGAAGGGAUGCUCCAGGAGAGGAUGAAGGAUGAAAGGGAGAAGCUGGAGUUGGAGAAAGAAGAGGCAGAGAAAAAACUGGAACACUUAAUGGCAGAGGAUAGGGCUCGUCUAGAGAAGAGCCAUGGAGAGGCCAUUCAGGAGCUGACCGCCAAACACCAAAAGGAGAGGGACACGCUCAGCAGCAUGUUGGACAAACUGCGAGACGACAUUGCUCAGGAGAGGAGGGAAAUCGAGAUCAGCUUCACCCAAAGAAUCAGAGAGGUGGAAGAACGUUUCUCAGAUAAUCAGGAAUCUGCUGCAGAAGGUUUUCAAGCAGAUGUGGUGAAACUGGAACAGCAUUACCAAAAUGAACUCAAGACUCUGUCUGAAAGGCACAUGGAGCAGAAGUGUCACUGGGAGACUCAAAUACAGAUCACUUUGGAGAGCGCUGAGAACCAGAAAAGAUCUGCAGAGGAAACUAUGAAGCAAGAAGAAGAGCGACUAAAUCAGAAGUGGACACAGGAAGUGCAGGAGAUAGAAAAUGUUCACAAAGAAAUAAUGGAAGAGUUGAUAAUGAAGAAUGAGCAGUUGCAAAAUGAGCUUGACAAGUUUGUUUGUCUUGCCCAAACUAGAGAAAUUGAGCUGAGUAAGCAGCUGAACGAGCUCCAUAACCGGCUCCAGGAUAGUCUGGAAACCAAAGAUGAGCUCCUGGCUCAGUCAGAGCGGCGAGUGCUGGAGGCCGAGGCUCUACUGAACCAAGCAGUAGAAGAUUUUCAACAGGAGAGGAUGGAGCUUCUCAACAGCCACUCUGAACUGGAGGCAAAACACAAAGAGAUUCUUUCCAUGUCUGAGAGGCAGACUGAUGACAGGAUCAAACUUAUGUCAGAACGUGACGAUUUAAAGAUGAAGAUUGAAGAGCUGGAAAUGUUCAUGAAACAGGCUGCAGCAGACUUUGAUGCUGAGAGGAAGGAGCUAGAAGGAAAUAUAUCCAUUCUAGAAGGAAAGCUGAAAGAUGACAGAGAAGAGCUUCUAGAAGAGCAUGAUUUACUUGGAGGCAAAGUGAAAGAGCUAGAGAUGGAAGCUGGGCAGGUUUUUACCAUCAUAGAAAAGGUUGAAAAGAAUGAAACUGAAGAGGAAUCAAAUGGAAUAAUCACUCCUAUGGAGAACUCUAGUGAAGGACAUGGAAUAUGGUCAGCAACUCUGGAAACUCCUGAAUAUGAAGUGAAUGAACAAAAUGUCAGUGCAAAGGCAAUAACUGAGACACUUAAUAUAGUCGAUGGUAGUUGUGAAGGAAUCACAAAGGUUGAUUAUGAAAAUAACCCAGAUAUCUAUGUUGAUCAUGAAAGCAGUGAGCCACAAGUAACAGUGGAUGAUGAACGAUGUGAAUCUGAGGAUGUGGGAUGUGAGAACGAUGUUGGAAAUACUUCAGGUGAUUAUAAGCUUGAAGGUUUAAUCCCUGAAGAAAACCCUGUUGCCAUGUUUUCCUCAGACGUAGGUGUUUAUCACAGUGAAGACCACCACGACUGCAACCAAGAUGUACCAGUUCUCAAUAAGUCUCACGAUGGUGUUUUCAAAAUGUCAAAAUACAAAGAGAGGGCUGUUCCUUCACGUGGAAAGCACAAAGUCAACACGGUUUCCCCUUUGCUUGAGGCAUUUGAAGGUGUCGAUGCGGCAAAGGAUGGUGAGAAUGAAAUGUCUGCUGAAUCAUGUGAAGCGGAAAACCAACCUCAAGAUGUCCCAGCUUCAGAUGCUGGGAGUUGUUCUCAUGAAGAUGAGCAGAAUCAUGAGACUGUGGUUGAACACUUAACGCUGGAGGAAAUGGGUGAACUGUUGAUGGAAGAUGCUGAAAGGAACUGCUCAAAUGUUUGUCACAUCCCAGGAAUCACAGUUGAACUCAUUUGUGACUCAGAGUGUGAGCCUUUAUUGGAAACUAAAGACACCAAGACAAUCACACAUGAGUAUUUGAAAGUUCCAAUUGAAGAAGGUGAUUGUGAGGUCCAGGACCACACUCUGAUGAAAGUAGAGACUUUGUAUAAGAAUGCCAGUGAGGAAAAUACUCUUCUCCAUGAGAAAAUUUCUCUGCUUCAGCAGAAGACGGAAAUUCUAGAGCUCCUUCUGAUUCACAACAGUGAGAAGAUUAAAACCAGCCGUCAUGUAUUAGAAGAAAACUACAGCCUGAAGGUGAGGAUGCUGCUUUUGAUGGAGCAUGUCAAAGAGCUGGAGGUGAAGACUUUAAGAAUGACACAACUUCAGAUUCAGUAUGAGGAUUGUACGUGUGAAAAUGCCAAACUGAAAGACCAAAACAAUGAGCUCGAAAGACGAGUCUGGAGCCUGGAAAGCAGGAUGAAUAUUUACCGUGACUGCCCGGGUCAGCGAAUGGCACUCAUUGAUGACAUCGGCAGGAUGCGAGAAGAGAAUGUGAAGUUGUCUGAACUUCUGGAUGACCUGGACAGGACGCAGGAUGGAAUUCUGUAUGUGGACCACACAUCCUGCCCCUGGAGUUCUUCAGAGAACGUGUUUCUGGAUCUGAACAUCCAGGUUCAAGCAGGUAAGGACUUGGAGGACCACUGUGUGGAGCUGAAGAAGCACAACAGCAGACUCCGCAGAGCCAUCAUGGAGCUCCAGGACAGGUCGCAGACGCUAAAUGAAACCACACAGAACCAUAGAUCUGAAGCCAGCCAUCUGUCUGUUGAAAACAGUCUACUCAGGCAGAAGAUCGCUGCUUUAAAGGAAGAGGAGUUGAAAGAAGCUCAAGAGGAGCUCAGGCAAACAUUGGAGCAAUUACAAAAGGAGAAGACUGCCUCUGAAAAGGCAGCAGAUGAUUUCAACAAACAGAUUUCUGAGCUCCGUUCACAGAGCCAACAUGUAGAGGACAAGAAUGGGAUUCUGUCCCAAAAAAAUGCUCAAUCCCUGGCCAAUCUGGAAGAGCUUCAGCAGCAGCUGGCAGAACUGAUACAGGAUGAUGACAAGAGGGAGGCGUUCCCUGCUGAAGAAAAACUAAAGCUGGCAGCAUGUGUGUCUGCUCUGGAGGCAGAACUGACCAAAGCUUUGGAGGACACUGCACAACUGGAGGAGAGGAAUAAACGGCUGUCACAGGAGGUGUGUGACCUCCAACAGAAGGUAGAUGUAAUGGACUCCAUGGAGAGUGAGCUCAGUAAUUUGGUGGAAGAGAGGAAACAUUUGGAUGAAGAGACUCGGGUCCUUUGCAGCCAGUUGGCAAAAGCUCAGGAGGAGGUCAAGACGGGAGAUGAAACUCUUCAAGCUGUGAACCAUCAAACUACUCGUCUCAAGUACGACCUUCGAGUUGUGCAGCAGGAGAGGGAGUCCCUCCAACAGGAAGUCACAUUGUUACACAAAAAGCUGCGGAACGCCAACGAUAAAAAUCAUGUUUUGGAAAUGGCCUUGACCUCGAGUGGCCUCCAGAAUCAGAGCAAGAAGUUGUACAGAGAUGAGAUGUGUCGGCUGAUGGAACAGGAAAAACAGCUACUGAAGCAGGAGAACGACAAGCUUCAGGAGGAGUUGAUCAGCGUAAAAGCAGAUCUAGUGCAGUCUAGAGAAAAAGUUCGACAGCUCGAUGUCACUGUUUUGUGCCUGAAGCAGCACAAACAGAGUCAGUCAGCCUUUGUGAAAGAGUUGCAACAGGAAAUUGACGCUCUCAAACAGGAGCUGGAAACACAGGAGGAGUUGACCAAGGUGCAUGAAGCUGGAGGAGGACAAACGGAGCUGGAGAGUCUGCAGCAGGAAAAUGAGGCCCUUAAGGCCCAAAUGUCUCAACUGUCCACACAGCUCAUAGAGUCAUUCCAGGCUCAGUUGGUUGGACUCCUCCCUCCGUCUCCUCACAGGGCGCCUCGGCGUCAGCACCGUGCUGAAGACCAGGACCACAUGCAGGUGUUGGUGGCCGAGCCAAGGGCAGCUCAUGCAGACAGCUACAGGCGCAUCGGUGGACUCUAACAUCACCAUGUUUCCCUGCUCUUCUACAUUUUAACCCCUUCUUUUUCUGCGAGACUCCAGCUUCUCCUCCCCCUUCUGCUGCUCCCCCUCCUGCUCCUCUCUGCUCUGUCUGGACCUUUAAAACCUGCCAUCACCAUCUUUCUGCAUCCUUAUAGGAGAUUGCGAACCAAGUGUAGAAGCCAAAUCCAAAGGCUUUAAUCUAGUGAAUGUAAUUGUGCUUCUCUGCCACCAGGUGGCAGGAAAGCACAGAAAACUCCUCUUGGUGUUUUUCCCAAUGGGAUUUUGAAUGAAAUACUGACAUUAUCAUCAAAGAUUAAGUUUAUCUGAUGUCAAAUGUAGAUGGUACAUCUGAAAAUACAACCUCUGUGGGUUUUUUUUGUUUUGUUUUGUAAGAAAGGACCUUUUGUGCUCUGUGCAUGUGUCUUGAUUGCAUGGAAUGUGUUUUUAAAAUGGGCUGUAUUUUUCUAGGAAUGUUCUGUGUUGAUGGGUUUGGAUCAGGGUAUUUACUCCGAGACUAAAUCAUGUGUGACAGUUUACCUUACGAUCAACGGAGAGUGUGAAGUUGAGAGAGGAUAGUGCCUGAAAAGCUUCAGAGCUUUUUUCAACAAUCAAAUGACACCAGGCUUUGGUGUUUUUACCGCCUGUCAGGGUUUCUAGACAUUUACCACUUUACACUUUUGUCUUGUGUAUUUCUUAUCUGACACAUUAGAUGAAUGUUUCUUAAAUCUACAUAUCAACGUUGUGUGUGUUGCUGCUGCACAACUAAAUGAAUCUCAUCUAUUUUCAUCAUGUAUUACUUGAACUACUUAUGUGUUACUUAUUUCUUAAACCCAAAUGUCACAGGACUGUUGUCUUUUAAUGUUUUAUCCAGUUUAUAUUAUUCUAAACGUCACAUCAAGCGCUGAAGAUAAGAUAAUUGUUUGUGUCAUUAGUUCUCUGUGACAUUCUAUUAUUAAUAUUAUUAUUAUUAUUAUAUCUGUGUUUUGGUCUCAUUCAUCUAGAUCAAUUUUUGCACCAUAUAUAGCAUCAAAUGUAUUUUGUUUUUAAUUUAUUUCAAUAGUCAUGUUAGGUUGUUUUAUUUAUGCAUUCAAUUAUUUUUGUAGCAAGAUAAAUGUCACAUUUUUAUACUUAUUUAUAUUUUAUUUAUUUAUAGUACUCCAUCCUCUGUAGAAUGUUGAUAGAAAUAAUUUUAUGCUGAAAUCAAGAUAAAAUAAAGCAUUGAGCUCAUAAGAAUGUGGUC